GCCUCCGCGAAAGGUUCCUCGUGUAACGUCACUCCAAAUCAAAUCAACGGCUACUUUCUCAAGGCAGGCGUUACCAUCACCACCGCCGAACAAGAGACGAAAGUUGGAUAUAGGCAAUCUCAGUGAUGAUAGUCAAAGGGUUGUCGAAAAGGCAUCGGAGGCAUUGAAGAGCGCUGUAUUAGUUAUAGAAACGCGUCCUAACAUGGCUGAUACUACUGAUAUCAAGCAUGCCAUAGAGAACUUGGAACGCGACACGAUGGGGGAGAGUUGGUAUGCUGCUCUGCGGGAUGAGUUCAAGAAAUCCUAUUUCCAUAAACUGAAGAUGUUCUUACUAGCUGAGCACAAAUCACAGACGAUCUACCCUGCUGUACGCGAUAUAUACUCUUGGUCGCGCCUCACGCCGCUGCAGUCCGUGAAAGCGAUCAUCAUCGGACAGGACCCGUAUCACGAUGUGGAUCAGGCUCAUGGUCUAGCAUUUUCCGUUCCUUCUCCAACCAAGCCGCCGCCUUCUCUUAAGAACAUCUACAAACAGAUCAAGGAUGAUAUCCCGUCAUUCGUGAUCCCUUCCUCGGGCGACCUCACACCGCUUGCGAAGUCAGGCGUGCUCUUCCUCAACACAUGCUUGACCGUCCGCGCGCACAAAGCCCACUCGCACGCGCGUAAAGGCUGGGAAGAAUUAACGACUGCAGCGCUUCGGGCUGUCGUGCAUCGUAAGGCUGCCAACGACGACGAUAAUAACCGGGGCGUGGUGAUCUUAGCGUGGGGACUGUCUGCGCAAAAGACAUGCCUUGCGGUUGGUAUAGACGAGAAUAAGCAUCUUGUUUUGAAAUCAGCUCAUCCAUCGCCAUUAUCUGCGUACAGAGGUUUCUUCGGAAACGCGCAUUUCAAACAAGCAAAUACGUGGUUGGAGUCGAGGUAUGGGCCUGGUCAGGGCGUCGACUGGACUGCAUUGAAUGCUUAG
This is a messenger RNA of Heterobasidion irregulare TC 32-1, 961 nucleotides long. RefSeq lists its product as uncharacterized. Gene Ontology annotation, biological process: base-excision repair; base-excision repair, AP site formation via deaminated base removal. The transcript is spliced from 9 exons. Gene Ontology annotation, molecular function: uracil DNA N-glycosylase activity. Lineage: Eukaryota; Fungi; Basidiomycota; Agaricomycetes; Russulales; Bondarzewiaceae. The record is from RefSeq and is a predicted model, not a curated record. The coding region runs from base 203 to 961 and encodes 252 amino acids. Gene Ontology annotation, cellular component: mitochondrion; nucleus.